Fusarium fujikuroi IMI 58289 is the source of this 459-nucleotide messenger RNA. RefSeq lists its product as uncharacterized. Bases 1 to 459 code for a protein of 152 amino acids. The record is from RefSeq and is a predicted model, not a curated record. The transcript is spliced from 3 exons. NCBI's taxonomy places the organism in Eukaryota, Fungi, Ascomycota, Sordariomycetes, Hypocreales, Nectriaceae.
AUGUCUUAUAGCGGAGGGCCGCAGCCUACACCGUCCAAGAAAGCGCGGGCAAAGGCUGAGGAGCAGGACACUGAAGAUGGUAUAGAACUUAAGAGUGCUCUGCCUUGCAUUCUAUGCUUCAAGAACGCUCUCACCGUGACGUCAAAAAAACCAAUCGUAACUCUUCCGGAACAGCCCAUCGAUGUGCUCACAUUCGACUGCAAGUUUCCUUACACCAACUCCAAGAAGUGCAUGAACUGUGACAAGAACAUCAACCGCAUACUUGCAAUGAUGAAUGGCAACUACAUGGAUAUUAUCUCCAUUUUCAAGGCUGCUGGCAAAAUGUUAAAGGACGGGACGGAUCGCUUUCAAGACACGCACAAACUUGGCAUCGUCAAAGCCCUGAUCAAGUUCGGCCAACGCUCUGAAGUCCUUGUCAACACUCAUGCUCUGAUGCUCGAUGAUAUUAUAUGGACUUAG